AUGUCUGCCGAACAACAAGACCAGAGGCCCAAGUCCUCCGCUUCCUCCAAGAAGUCCGUCACCCGCAAGUCCGAGGACAACCAGCAACGGGGGCACCAACUUUCCGACGACGGCCCCGUUGCCCCAGGUGCCGGUGCCGCCGGUGGUAACGCCGAUGCCUACCAGCAACUCUCCGACGACCAGCCCGAGACCUCUUCUGAGAACGGCGAGCAAAAGGCCGACAAGCCCAAGAAGGAGAACCCCCUCAAGAAAUUCAUCGCCUCGCUCAAGUCGCUCAACUGCGCCGGCAAGCCCGCCAACUUUGACAAGAAGGGCAACAAGGAUGGCGGCGAGAAGAACGAUGAGGACGACGAUGAGAACACCCCCAACGCUAGGCCCGUGAGCCAGAGCUCGUUGGAGAGCAAGAAGGUCGUUACGGAGAAGAACGCGCCACAGAUUGAGGUUUCGCCUUCGGUGGAGGAUCAUCAUCAUGAUGGCAGCAAGGGGGAUAAGGAUGGAGAGGAUGAGAAGAAGGAGGAGCAUCACAGUGGAGAGAAGAGCCCGGUUGAUGCGCCGUUGACGACUACUACUAUUAGUGCUACGCCUCCUACUCUUUAG
This is a messenger RNA of Sordaria macrospora k-hell, 597 nucleotides long. RefSeq lists its product as uncharacterized. Lineage: Eukaryota; Fungi; Ascomycota; Sordariomycetes; Sordariales; Sordariaceae. The record is from RefSeq and is a predicted model, not a curated record.